Messenger RNA from Cucurbita moschata (crookneck pumpkin), 1228 nucleotides. RefSeq lists its product as uncharacterized. The transcript has 7 exons. The coding region runs from base 25 to 1203 and encodes 392 amino acids. Lineage: Eukaryota; Viridiplantae; Streptophyta; Magnoliopsida; Cucurbitales; Cucurbitaceae. The record is from RefSeq and is a predicted model, not a curated record.
GAACAUGGAGGGAAGCUGUUGGCAAUGGUGGCUUUGGCCAUUGCUGCUGCCAUUCUCCAAGCUCAUGCAGCCAUUCCGGAGAUGAAUAAUUCUCAACAAUUAUCGGUGCAGAUUCAAAAGAAGUUAAAGCUUCUUAAUAAGCCUGCCCUCCACACCAUCUACAGUGAAGAUGGAGAUAUUAUCGACUGUGUUGAUAUUUACAAACAGCCUGCUUUUGACCAUCCGGCUCUAAAGAAUCACACCAUUCAGAUGGAACCCGAUUGGGGCGUUGAUUGGAAGAUGUCGGUUGAGCAAAACGAGCCAUUUCAAGUAUGGCAAAGAAGUGGGAGAUGUCCCGAAGGAACCAUUCCAAUUCGCAGAGUUCGUGAACAAGACUUACUCAGAGUCAAUUCUCUCGAUAGCUUUGGAAAGAAUUUUUUUUAUGGAAGUUCCAAACUCGGGGCAGAAGUCAACCGUUCCACGUCAAUCCUGUAUACGGCAGGCUACAAUUACAUUGGCGCUUCAGGACAGAUUAAUGUUUGGAACCCUAAAGUUGAUUUGCCAAAUGACUUCACGGCUUCAAGAAUUUGGUUGAAAAAUGGGCCGUCUGAAAAUUUUGAAAGCGUUGAAGCUGGCUGGAUGGUAAAUCGGAGGCUAUAUGGAGAUACAAAAACUCGAUUCAGUGUACAUUGGACGGUGGAUUCAUACAAAUCAACGGGGUGCUUUGAUUUAACUUGUAGUGGGUUUGUCCAAACGAACCCCAAAAUAGUACUUGGUGCUGUCAUUGAUCCCAUAUCAACUAGAGGUGGACAACAAUUCAUUAUCUCUGUCGGUAUGUUUCAGGAUCCUCGGUCACGCAAUUGGUGGUUGAAUGUGCAAGGGUGGCCUGUGGGGUAUUGGCCACCGACGCUAUUCGGAUAUCUGCGUCACAGCGCAACACUGGUGGAAUGGGGCGGUGAAGUGUUCAGCUCACAUGUAAAGAAAGUGCCACACACGAGGACGGCCAUGGGGAGUGGAGAUUAUGCAGGGAGGCAUUACCGCCACGCUAGUUAUGUGAUGCUGCCAAGGAUCGUGGACAAUUCGCUACAAUUGAAGUAUCCAGAGAGAGUCGGAACUUGGGCUAAUGAGCCUUUUUGUUACUCUGCUGAUAAUUAUCAACGAACCUACGCUACUGAGCCUGUCUUCUUCUAUGGCGGUCCUGGUCGCAGUCGUGACUGCCAUUAAUAUCAUCUAAGAGAAGGGUUGUAUA